UCUACCGUCACAUAUCAUCUCGAAUCAGCACUCAAACACCAUGCCAUUCUUCCGAGCACAACUUCAAAAACGACCAUUGAUUCAACCUCUCCUGCAAACUGCGAAGUGGGAUGUCCUGACCGGAGGCUAAUCCCGCAACAGUGCAUCGUGUUUGCGACGUCACCUAUACACUAGACGGUUGAGAGUUGAGAAUAGUAUCCAGGAACGCACUCUCAUGAGGCUCCGCAACUGAUUUGGGUUGAUGCGACGGAAUCCAAGCAAAGGAAUCCUUUCCUCAAUGCCAGGGUUCUUCCUACCCUUAUGGCGACGGAACCUCCACGUCCCUGAUCCGGUUGAUCUUACACUCGUUCAACCAAUGAAGCAAAUGCGAAACGACGAGCCACAAGAGUCAAGCACCGCAGGAGCCAUUGAGGUUGGAUUUGGGGAUAUCUCCUAUACCAAAAAUAGCAAUACCUCCGAGACAUGGAGCAAAUCGUCGAUCAAAUUGGACACGGCCAGCUUUCGUAUGGGGAGCGGGCUAAGCAUCCACAGUCCACAGUCCACGCCCAGCCGUCCACCUGAUCGUCGAGCGAUUCUGAAAAUUCAAGUCAACAUUUGCCAUCAUAUUUGCGCCCCACAGAGUCAUAAGUUUCACUGCAGCAAGUGUGCAUCUGUGGGAGUCAGCAUAUUGAGUGUUGGUCUGAUGACCGAACUUCCGACGCCGCAUCGACAUCAUCCACAAUCGGCAAUGAUUCAGCAAAUGCCAGGAUAUCGUACUCUGUACGGAGUACAAGGUACAUUUUCUACCCUGGCGGCAUGACCCUGAUAAUUGGUUUAUAUUCUGUAGUCCAUCGAAUUUGAUAUAUGGGGCGAGUACGAUUGAAAUAAUGUUAAGCAGUUAAGUUAGGCCCAAUGGCCCACCGUUUAAGAAUAGACUGAAGGGCGUCAAGGGACAAGUCCAAGGCACGCACAGG
Molecule: messenger RNA, 953 nt
Organism: Eremomyces bilateralis CBS 781.70
Lineage: Eukaryota; Fungi; Ascomycota; Dothideomycetes; Eremomycetales; Eremomycetaceae
Exons: 1
Coding region: 278-799 (173 amino acids)
Source: RefSeq, a predicted model, not a curated record